Molecule: messenger RNA, 1062 nt
Organism: Anopheles marshallii
Lineage: Eukaryota; Metazoa; Arthropoda; Insecta; Diptera; Culicidae
Exons: 1
Coding region: 1-1062 (353 amino acids)
Biological process (GO): regulation of transcription by RNA polymerase II
Cellular component (GO): transcription regulator complex; nucleus
Molecular function (GO): DNA binding
Source: RefSeq, a predicted model, not a curated record
AUGGGCCCAACCAAAAUCACUCCCGAGGAUCAGGCGUUCAAUAUAAACUUUGUGGGUGAAGUGAAGAAACAUCCGUGCCUGUUCGACAGCGGGAAUCCGGACUACAAGCAGCAAGUGCUACAGGACCGAGCCUGGUUGGAGGUAUCGAACUCCGUCGGAGAAAGCGCAGAGACAUGCAAGAAGCGUUGGCGCAAUUUGCGUUGCUGCAUGACCCGCUACCAGAAAUCGGUACGUGACAGCAGCGACCAAGCAGCGAAUGCACGGCGAAAACCGUACUAUCUGUACAAUCACAUGCAGUUCGUGCUGCCCCAUCUGAAGGCACGGGAGGAAUCCAAUGCCUAUGAACCGGACGAACCAUCAUGGGCGAAGGCAGAGAGCGAAUCAAUCAGCGAAAGUAAACACGACGAUGAAGACGAUGAAAUGGAACCACACGAGAUCGAGACGAUCGAAGUGCCGGAGGAAGACCAUAGUGAGCAAAUUAAGGAUAGUAUCCUAAAUUCCAUAAAGAUCGUACCAAUAGGGCAAGAACCACAGACAGUAGGCGGGCAGGAGCAGCAACAGAACGUUCUGGAAGCGAGCGAAACCAAUUCAGCCAACCAGACGGCGUAUGAAAUAAUUGCGGCUCCACCGCUCAAACAAUCCCGGCUGUCCAAUACACACACCAGUGUUGAUUCUGUCAGUCCGGUCGCCGUAAGCCCGUUGCAAACGGCGGGAUCUGAUUCCAAACGAGACAUACUCGGGCAGCGGCAAUACUUUACACUAACGAGCACACCGAUCCAAUCCGCCAACAUCCCAAUAUCCUGCUACACCACUACACCGCUCUCGUCCCAAGCGCUCCAUCAGCAGCAGCAGCAGCAGCAUCAACCGACGAUUUCCCAGCCACAGCUGCAAACGUCGCCACAUUUCACCAUCAUUCCCAACACCACACCGACAAUGGCCAACGAUGCGGAUCACAAUUUCUUCCAAAGUCUCGUUCCCGACAUUCAGACGAUGACUAUGGAACAGAAAAGAAAGCUCAAAAUUGGCAUCCUGCAACUGAUAGACAAAAUUCUUAAUACGUAA